GUGAAAGUUCAUAUCCAGAAGUGCGCAAACUGUAAACCUUACCUGGGUGGAUACAGAAGCCGUAAAACUGGUAAAGAAUACCAUCAUGCUUCCAUGCAAACGCGCCCUAAGCCUAUUAAAGACAAUGGGAUUGUCAAGUACCAUAGAGAAACCCAAACCGUAAAAUCAAAAAACAAGUUUCAGCAGUCUACUAACGAUACUGCGACACAAAUGACUACUGGUGGAACAUAUGUGGCAAAUCUAACCGACAAAUUAAUUGCCCCUGGUAAAUAUUUAGAGGCAGAUGUUUAUCUUGAGAAUAGAUUACGCAAGAUAAUUACCUUACAAUCAUAUAUAAGGAGGUGGUUAGCCAAAAACUACGUCAACAUGAUUCGAGCUCAAAGAGAUACAAGGUUGGAAUGGGAAAGGCAAGAAAUUGAGAGAAAGAAAUCAGAAAAGGAGGAAAGAAUUCAACGAGAGUUACAACGUCGCACUAAUCCGCGCACGAAGGAAGAUUUUGAUCUUUUAUACUGUGCUCUUGAGAAAUGGCGUCAGGAGGAAAUGUCUAUAAUUAACAAGAACAAAACUGGAGCUCAACGUAAGGCAGCUUUGGCUGCCUUGCUAGAACAAGAAACUCAUCUAAUAGCUUCUAUUGAUCAGCAUAAAAUUAUUGCUGAACAAAACAAUAGAGAGAGAAAUACUCGUAAAUUCUUAGAUAAGGCUGCCGAUGCUAAAAGGUGGAUAUCAGUUGAUGGUAAGGUAACGGAAAUGGAUACGGCUUAUACCAUUCGAGCCAAGCAAUUGCGGGACUUAUAUACUAGUAUUGUCAUGAAAUACUUAACACAAGAAGAACGACUUGAUGUUUUAAUGACUUUAAAGCAUACAGUUAAGGAACAUGAUUGCAAACUAACACGAGAGAUCGUAGAGCUAACAGAUCGUGAAGCGGAUUUAUUGACACGCGGAGUAAAAGAAGAAAAUUUAGAAGGUCUACGAAAGCGCAUUUGUACUUUGUUUCUGGAAUAUGUUAAAAAUCCAGAGUUUAAUCCUGAAGCUGCUAGGCUAUUGAAAGUGCCUACAGAUUCAGCGCUUCUUCCGAAUAGUAUUGCCUUCUGUCCUAGUUGCAAUCAGUAUAAGCCGUCGACAGAAUUUGUACUGACAAGUAAUUCAAGAUCAGUUGGAAAAUGCCGAAGCUGUCAGAAAUUAGAUAAUGAUGCUAGGAUGAGGCAGGAUUUGUCUCUGUAUCGUAAAAUGCUACGGAAGAUUCGUCAAAUAGAGGAAGUAUCUGAUCCUCUUGCCCGUAUUGUUUUCCUGUUACAAGAAUCGGAUUUACGUUAUUUGGUAGAGAAUAUAUGGAAUUCAAAAAGUGCUCUCAGUUCGGAGUCGGAUCUAUAUGACAUGAUCUUAACUCGAUGGGAUAAACAACAGGAAUGGUCUCCAUGGAACUGCAUAUUAUUAUCAUAUGAUGAAGCUGAAGCACAUUUGAAGCUGGAUUCUAUCAGUGAGUCUUACAGUGCCCCCUUUAUACAAAAGAUUCAUUACAAGCAUGUUUUGGCCCGUAAUCAUUUUUCAAAUUUACCAAAAAUGGCAAAAUCUUUUAGUAAGAAAACAGUUUCUAAGCAGUCUUCCAGAAUUGUUCCUAAAGCUUUACCAACUAUUUACCCAAAGUCGAAAAAAGACAAAAGCAUUUCAGAAAAUACAACGUUAAGCGGUAGUAGCGAAGUCGAUGUUAAUUAA
Messenger RNA from Trichoplax adhaerens, 1713 nucleotides. RefSeq lists its product as uncharacterized. Gene Ontology annotation, biological process: cilium assembly. Lineage: Eukaryota; Metazoa; Placozoa; Uniplacotomia; Trichoplacea; Trichoplacidae. The record is from RefSeq and is a predicted model, not a curated record. Gene Ontology annotation, cellular component: motile cilium; acrosomal vesicle. The annotation marks the transcript as partial. The transcript has 11 exons.